AUGGCGGUGCAGGUGACGGUUCUGCCUUCCCCCAGGUGUCUGUUCGAUGAGCCCGUGCAGAUCCGUGUGGCCGGUCUCCUGCCGCAGCAGGCGGUCACCCUCCGAGCCAGCCUGAUGGACGAGAGCGGGGAGCUUUUCCAAGCCCACGCUCGCUACAGAGCUGGGAGCAGCGGAGAGCUCGACCUCACCCGCUCCCCAGCGCUGGAGGGCAGCUAUUCGGGAGUGGAACCGAUGGGGCUGCUGUGGUCUCUGCAGUCCAAAGCGCCCUAUAAGCGACUGGCAAAGAGGAACGUCCUGACCCCUUUCUGUGUGGACUUGGAAGUGUAUGAGGGCCACGGGGACAUGAGCCGCCUGCUGGGAAAAUGCACCAAUGAACGAUGGUUUUUAGGAGAGGGGGUGAAGAGGAUUUCAGUCAGAGAAGGUCGUCUGAAAGCAACCCUCUUUCUCCCUCCUGGACCUGGUCCGUUCCCUGGACUUAUUGAUUUGUAUGGAUCUGGAGGAGGUCUUGUUGAAUACAGAGCAAGUCUCCUGGCUAGCAGAGGCUUUGUGACUCUGGCUCUUGCUUACAUGGCCUUUGAAGAUCUUCCUGCUAUGCCGGAGAUUCUUGAACUGGGCUAUUUUGAGGAAGCUGUGAAUUUUUUGCGGAACCAGCAGCAGGUGAAAGAUACUGGGAUUGGCGUUUUGGGCUUGUCUAAGGGAGCUGAUCUAGCCCUUUCCAUGGCCACGUUUCUACCUGGCAUCAAGGCAGCUGUUAGCAUAUCUGGAAGUGGGUUUAAUUCUUUUGUUCCCCUGCGAGGUGAUGGCUUCACUCUUCCUCCCCACCCAUAUGAUUUGGGGAGGAUGAAGACCAGCACCGAGUCUGGCCUAGUAGAUUUUUCAGAUGUCCUAGAUGAUCACAGGGACCCAGCAACUUGGGAUUGUCGCAUUCCCAUGGAGAGGUCCUUGGCCAAGUUCCUCUUCCUGUCCGGACUGGAUGACAUGAACUGGAAAAGUGACCUGUAUUGCCAGGAUGCUGUUCAGCGCCUUCAGCAGCAUGGACGGGAAGUAGAGUUUCGCUCCUAUUCUGGAGCAGGGCACCUCUUGGAGCCACCGUACUUGCCUCUCUGCCAGGCUUCGAUCCACAAAGUGCUUGGGGUCUUUGUGCAUUGGGGAGGGCAAUGGAGGGAGCAUGCCAAAGCCCAAGAAGAUGCAUGGCGCAGGAUACAGGCCUUUUUCUGGCGACACUUGAUGGACUCAGACAUCCCUAAGAGCAAACUGUAG
Cariama cristata (Red-legged seriema) is the source of this 1260-nucleotide messenger RNA. RefSeq names its product acyl-coenzyme A thioesterase 1-like. Gene Ontology annotation, biological process: acyl-CoA metabolic process; fatty acid metabolic process. The coding region runs from base 1 to 1260 and encodes 419 amino acids. Gene Ontology annotation, molecular function: fatty acyl-CoA hydrolase activity. The record is from RefSeq and is a predicted model, not a curated record. NCBI's taxonomy places the organism in Eukaryota, Metazoa, Chordata, Aves, Cariamiformes, Cariamidae. The transcript is spliced from 3 exons.